GAUGAAGACAGCUGGCGGUAAAUCUACGUAUACGGUGUUUGCGUGUGUGUAUUACUACGUCUAAGUUCUUUUACUACUGAGGGAUCAUGGCGUACGACGCAGAUACUACCAACACCACGCACAUAUCAGAGGGUGGACUUCAGGUCUACCUGAGGAAUCACCAGCACGUGAUGACCCUACUGAAAGACGUUGGCGACGACUGUGACGGUGGUACUAGAUGGGCGUGGUCUGUGCUGGGGGACUGUUUCGUCCGCACGGAGCAGAUCGCUGGUUUUUACUGCGGCUUGCUGGCAGUGCCACUCUGGUGUUCUGCGCAUGUCUUGGUUUAUUUAACGUCCAUGAAGACGACGGAGUCCACGCGAUCAUUUAAAACUACAAUGUUUCCUCACCUGUUGGCUGACCUAUUCAACGUGUGUGGUGCUCUGAUGUCUUACCAGUUUUCAUCGCAGAUUGUGUUUGCGUUCAGUGUACUGAUAGUAAAUUGCGCUAUCUGCAUCCACCGCCUGUUUAACACACCAGCCAGCUCACAGAGAGUCCCUUCCACAUGUGACACGUUUGAACGUAAGUAA
Molecule: messenger RNA, 569 nt
Organism: Gigantopelta aegis
Lineage: Eukaryota; Metazoa; Mollusca; Gastropoda; Neomphalida; Peltospiridae
Exons: 4
Coding region: 87-569 (160 amino acids)
Source: RefSeq, a predicted model, not a curated record